UUGUAGUAUUCAAGCAUUUAUUUAAAAAGAAGACUUACAUACUUAUUUAACAUUUCAAGUCUAAGGGCUUGGUAUGAAGACAAAUCGAUCAUGGUCAAUGUUAUGAAAGGAGUCCUUGUUGAAUGUGACCAUGCUAUGAAACAAUUUCUGCUGCAUUUGGACGAAACAGUUGCUCUCGGAAGAAAAUUUAUUAUUCAGGAUUUGGAUGAAACUCACUUGUUCAUCUCUGCAGAUAUAUUGGAUGUAUUGCAAGCAAGGGUGGACGACUUGAUGGACCAGAUCAGCUUCCCAUUGGUCGAGAAAUAAGAAGUGAAUAUGACUAGCCAGGUAGCAAAAGGAGAUCGUGUGUCAGGACGCAUCAAGGAUGCUAACCAGCGACGGGUGUUGGACGAAGCAACACGACGGCGUCGCGCUCGGAAAGCUCUUGAGGCACUUGAGCAAGACAACUACCAUGAUGAUCCUCAUGCUGAUCUUGUGAUGAGUAAGAAAGCACCGAAAUUCCAAGAAACAUUAGAAUCAAGAGGAAGAAAGAAAAAGACUAGAAGCGCUGAAUAUUACAAGCAAAGGUUCCGGAAGACCCUAAUGCAGCUAGUGGAGGAGGACCGAGCCUACCACCCUGACCCACCAAACUACAUGUCUGCGCAGGCCAUGCCGUCCCAACUGCCUGAGCGACACUUCUGCGCGGUCUGCGGAUUCCCUAGCAACUACACUUGUAUACCUUGUGGAGCCAGAUACUGCUGUACUCGCUGUCUAGGCACACAUCUAGAUACCCGGUGCCUCAAGUGGACUGCUUAAAAAAACUGUUAAAAAUAUUUUAGACUCUUUUUCAAUAUAUUAGAUAUUUAAAUAGUUUUUUUAACAAAUUUAAAUAAUUAACUUUUGUAAGUGUUUGAAUAGAUAAUGAAAAGUUAAUUAAAAGUGAAUAGAUGGUGUAAAUAUUUAUGGCCUUAGUUUUAAAUUUAUUAAAUGGCGAAUGUUACUGGACGUACCCUUUUUUAUGUUUCAAUGAAAAUACUGUCAUUUUUACCAGUUUGUAGGUUUGUGUUGGUCAUCUAAUAAAAUGUAAAAAAUACUUUUAAUUAUUGUUAUUGCAGUACUCUGUAAGAAAAUCUGGAUAAGAAAAUGGUCUGAUGGGAAGUCAUUAUGAAAAAAAAAACUUGUUGAUAGAGCAAAGAAAUCAACCUUUAAAUAGUUGUUGUAGCUUUUUAUAUCAUCCAUUCCAAUAUUAGUUGUUUUUGUUCAUGUAAAUGUGCUUGGAAUAAAAAACCUACUAAACAAUCAUUAUUAGUCUACACCCUAUACAGGGUGUUCGAAAAAGGUGGGAACAUAAUUUACGUAGUGAUUCCUUGGGUCAAAAUAAAGAGAAAAUCAAGAAUAAUGGUUUUUCAUAAAUCACUUCGUUAACCAGAUAUCCGCCUUUUUAUCUUUGAAUUUUUUUAACCGAAC
Macrosteles quadrilineatus (aster leafhopper) is the source of this 1446-nucleotide messenger RNA. RefSeq names its product zinc finger HIT domain-containing protein 1-like. The coding region runs from base 316 to 795 and encodes 159 amino acids. The record is from RefSeq and is a predicted model, not a curated record. NCBI's taxonomy places the organism in Eukaryota, Metazoa, Arthropoda, Insecta, Hemiptera, Cicadellidae. Gene Ontology annotation, molecular function: nucleosome binding. The transcript is spliced from 4 exons. Gene Ontology annotation, cellular component: Swr1 complex. Gene Ontology annotation, biological process: chromatin remodeling.